CUGGCUUUUCUCCGAUCAAGCCUCUCUCUCUCUCUCUAUAUAUAUAUAUAUAUCUACGGCGUAGUAAAUCUCUCUCUCUCUCUCUCCUCUUCCAGUCCGAUCAAUCCUCCUGUAAGAAGCGGAUUCGAAGUUCGAAAGGGAAGGUAAAGCUUAAGAACAAUGGGGCUUACCUUCACGAAGUUGUUCAGCAGGCUUUUUGCCAAGAAGGAGAUGAGAAUUUUGAUGGUAGGUCUCGAUGCGGCUGGUAAGACCACCAUUUUGUACAAGCUCAAGCUAGGAGAGAUUGUCACUACAAUUCCCACCAUAGGAUUUAAUGUGGAGACUGUUGAGUACAAGAACAUUAGCUUCACUGUGUGGGAUGUUGGGGGUCAAGACAAGAUUCGCCCAUUGUGGAGGCACUACUUCCAGAACACCCAAGGGCUGAUCUUUGUUGUUGAUAGCAAUGACAGGGAUCGUGUUGUUGAGGCAAGGGAUGAAUUGCAUAGGAUGUUGAAUGAGGAUGAACUGAGGGAUGCAGUGUUGCUUGUAUUUGCUAACAAGCAGGAUCUUCCUAAUGCAAUGAAUGCUGCAGAAAUAACUGAUAAGCUUGGUCUUCACUCACUUCGCCAACGUCACUGGUACAUCCAGAGCGCUUGUGCAACCUCCGGGGAGGGUCUAUAUGAAGGCCUGGAUUGGCUAUCCAACAACAUUGCUAGCAAAGCUUAGGCGAAUGCGGUGCUGAUGGGAGUUUAUUAUAGUUCAAAGGCGAUAUUUCAGAUACCAUCUUGACAAUUAUUAUUUUUUUUGUGUAUUGAAACUUCAAAUUUUAAUAGUGCCUGAUGAUGUAACUCUUCUUUAUUGUACUUACUUUUGUGUGUUCUUUUAAAUGUAUCUGAAACAAAUACAAUUUCGUAAUAUUGCAUUAUCUCUUUUGACCUGUUGGUU
Impatiens glandulifera is the source of this 924-nucleotide messenger RNA. Its product is annotated as ADP-ribosylation factor 1-like. Gene Ontology annotation, cellular component: cytoplasm. The transcript is spliced from 7 exons. The record is from RefSeq and is a predicted model, not a curated record. Bases 160 to 705 code for a protein of 181 amino acids. NCBI's taxonomy places the organism in Eukaryota, Viridiplantae, Streptophyta, Magnoliopsida, Ericales, Balsaminaceae. Gene Ontology annotation, molecular function: GTPase activity; GTP binding. Gene Ontology annotation, biological process: intracellular protein transport; vesicle-mediated transport.